AAUUCCAAAUAAAUAUAAUUUCAAUUUCAACUCUAUUCAAAAAUUGAAACUGGAAAACACAAAAUCCAGAGAAGGAUAAAACAAUCAGAGGCGGCGGCGGUAGCAGCAGCAUGGGACUGCAAUCUUGCACCUUCAAACUCUCUCCGUUUUCCAUUCUCAAUCUCCCUACCGCCUUAAACCGUCUCUCUUACCGAUUCCACCACCUCCACUGCCGCCGCCAGCCGCCGCACCUCGUCAGAGCACUUUCCUCCGCCGCCACCGCCGCGUCUCCUCAACCUCCGACCGCUGCAAGCCCAGAAGACAGCAAAGUUGUGAAGGCGGCGCAAUGGAAGGCUGCGAUAGAUUUCAAGUGGAUAAGGGAUAAUAAGGAGGCCGUUGCCGCCAACAUCAAGACUCGCAAUUCCAAUGCUAAUUUGCAAUUUGUGCUCGAGCUCUAUGAUAAAUUGUUGACUCUUCAGAAGGAAGUGGAAAGGCUUCGUGCAGAGAGAAAUGUAGUUGCAAACAAGAUGAAGGCCAAACUGGAACCCUCUGAGCGUCAGAAACUCAUUGAAGAAGGUAAAAAUCUCAAAGAUGUUCUUGUUACCUUGGAAGAAGACCUGCUCAAACUUACCGAUGAACUCCAACAGGAAGCACAAUGUGUGCCGAAUAUGACACAUCCAGAUGUCCCUGUAGGCGGAGAGGAUUGCUCUACAGUGAGAAAAGUGGUCGGUAAGCCUCGUGAGUUUGGCUUUGCUAUAAAGGAUCAUGUCCAGCUUGGAAAAGAUUUGGAUAUAUUAGACUUUGAUGCUGCUUCUGAGGUUAGUGGGUCAAAGUUCUAUUACCUGAAGAAUGAAGCAGUUUUGUUGGAGAUGGGCCUCGUAAAUUGGGCUGUAUCAGAAGUCAUGAAAAGGGGCUUUACACCUCUUACAACCCCAGAAAUUGUCCGAUCUUCUAUAGUGGAGAAAUGUGGUUUCCAACCCCGUGGAAGUAACACUCAGGUUUAUUCCAUUGAAGGUAGUGAUCAAUGCCUCAUUGGGACUGCCGAGAUUCCAGUUGGGGGAAUCCAUAUGGAUUCCAUACUUGCUGAGGCAUCCUUACCUUUGAAAUACGUGGCUUUCUCCCAUUGCUUCCGCACAGAAGCUGGUGCUGCAGGCACUGCAACUAGGGGCCUUUACCGAGUCCAUCAAUUUAGCAAGGUAGAGAUGUUCGUUUUGUGCAGGCCAGAGGAAAGCGACACCUUCCAUGAAGAACUUAUUAGUAUUGAGGAAGACCUCUUCUCGUCAUUGGGACUUCAUUUUAAAACUCUGGACAUGGCAACUGAGGAUUUGGGUGCACCAGCAUAUCGUAAAUUUGACGUGGAGGCGUGGAUGCCUGGCUUAGGGCGUUACGGAGAGAUAUCAAGCGCCUCUAACUGUACCGACUAUCAAAGCAGGCGUCUGGGGAUUCGCUAUCGUCCAGAACUCUCAGCCUCCAUGCCUAAGAAGGGAAAAGGCAGUUCAGGUGCAACCCAGUUUGUGCACACGCUUAAUGCCACAGCGUGUGCCGUUCCACGAAUGCUCGUCUGCUUGCUCGAAAAUUACCAGCAGGAGGAUGGCACUGUCGUCGUUCCUGAGCCACUGCGGCCGUUCGUGGGUGGCCUUCAAGUAAUUGACUACAAGUAUAGGUAGGCUUUAACUUACAAAAUCUGAUGAGAUUUAUGCAGUUUUCUUGAAACUUAUUGGUCUUUUUUGGUGACUAAUACCUCAAUUUACCAUAUUAACAUUCAUAUUAGUAUUUGAAUUGGCAUCAUAGUCUUAAUUGGUGAGUAAUAGAGGGCUCGAUUUCUUCAUGCAA
Messenger RNA from Salvia miltiorrhiza (redroot sage), 1812 nucleotides. RefSeq names its product serine--tRNA ligase, chloroplastic/mitochondrial. Gene Ontology annotation, cellular component: mitochondrion. The coding region runs from base 111 to 1646 and encodes 511 amino acids. The record is from RefSeq and is a predicted model, not a curated record. Gene Ontology annotation, molecular function: serine-tRNA ligase activity; tRNA binding; ATP binding. Gene Ontology annotation, biological process: mitochondrial seryl-tRNA aminoacylation. NCBI's taxonomy places the organism in Eukaryota, Viridiplantae, Streptophyta, Magnoliopsida, Lamiales, Lamiaceae. The transcript is spliced from 10 exons.